AUGACAUUUCACUGACGUCAAGUGUCGUCUGUCAACUAUAAAAGUAAAAAUUGACACAUCUCUAGUAAACAAAACUAUCAGAAAACCGACGAAAUAUCCGGCACGAGCUUUUUUAAAUAAUAUUAUCUAUCUAUUUAUAUUUUUGAUAAAAUCCAAGCAAUCUGCUGAAAUUCACUUAAGAUUUUUAGACAGUUAUUAAAAAUGAACUUCGCGGGAAAAGUAGUUAUUGUUACGGGCGCGAGUUCUGGUAUUGGCGCCGCAACAGCUGUAUUUUUAUCAAAACUUGGUGCAAAAUUAUCUCUAAUUGGAAGAAACGUGGAAAAUCUUCAAAAGAUCAACAAAGAUUGUGCUAAAUCUACAUCAACAUUAGUUGUACCCGCCGAUUUGACGAAAGAAAAUGACAUUGAGAAAAUAGUGAAGAACACAGUAGACCAUUAUGGUCAAAUCGAUGUACUUAUUAAUAAUGCCGGUAUAAUUGAAACUGGUACUAUUGAAAAUACUUCUCUGGCUCAAUAUGAUCGACUCAUGAAUACCAAUGUCCGUUCCAUUUACUACCUGACGAUGUUGGCCGUGCCAUAUAUUAUUAAAACUAAGGGCAAUAUAGUUAAUGUCUCAAGUGUAAAUGGUAUCCGGUCCUUUCCGGGCGUGCUGGCCUACAAUGUAUCAAAGGCAUCGGUGGAUCAAUUCACUCGCUGUGUAGCCCUGGAGUUAGCUCCAAAAGGUGUCCGAGUUAACUGUGUUAAUCCUGGUGUGAUUCUUACUGAGCUCCAGAAGCGAGGAGGCUUAAGCGAUGAACAGUAUGCAGCAUUUUUAGAGAGGAGCAAAGAAACACAUGCAUUAGGCCGACCGGGGAAACCUGAUGAGGUUGCUGCCACUAUAGCCUUUCUAGCCAGCGAUUUAGCAAGUAAUAUAACAGGAGCCAGUCUUCCAGUCGAUGGUGGCCGUCACGCAAUGUGUCCUCGUUAAAACUGCCAAAUAUCGGCAGCUUUUCUGCUAUACGUUAAAGUCAUAAAAUGCUUUUAUUUUUGCAACAAAUAGCAUUUAAGUGUAAUAUUAUACAUGGGCCUUAUACAAUUGUUAUUUUUGAAUAAAGAAUUUAAAAUAGUCA
Messenger RNA from Danaus plexippus (monarch butterfly), 1108 nucleotides. RefSeq names its product 3-oxoacyl-[acyl-carrier-protein] reductase FabG-like. The record is from RefSeq and is a predicted model, not a curated record. Gene Ontology annotation, molecular function: oxidoreductase activity. Lineage: Eukaryota; Metazoa; Arthropoda; Insecta; Lepidoptera; Nymphalidae. Bases 202 to 966 code for a protein of 254 amino acids. The transcript is spliced from 2 exons.